CUCAGUGCUACCUUGGCAAGUGAAGCCCUGGAAAGCUUGUUCUUUGGGAUUUUUCUUGUCCUUGCCUUCACUUCUGUUUACUUUCAUGUUGCUCGGACUGACUCAGGGACUGAAUACAAGGUUCGCCGGUGCUUGGCUUUAUGGAGACCAAUAUUUGUGGGUUCAAUCUUCAUAACCGUCACCGUGACUGCUCACUGGGUUACAAUCGUGGUGCGACUGUUCGACGCAUUUGUCAACUUCGAAAGUGGCACGGCACCAUCGCAAUACUACUCCAACCUGGCGACGUCAACUGAGGCCAUCAAGACGUCGUUCCUCAUCGUCACACUUAUCGAAUGUGAUAUCAUGCUAAUUUACCGACUAUGGAUUGUCUGGAACUACAGUUACAUGGUCAUCUUUAUACCGACAUGUGCCGUAUUAGGGUUAUUGACGGGACCCGGGGCCAUAUACCAACAAACAUGUCUUAAGGCAGCGGGUGCGGAUACUGUAUUCCUCAGUGUCCUCAGUCGCUGGAUUACCUCUAGCUACGCUUUCACCUUUGUAACAAAUGUUUACAGUACUUGCGGGAUUGUGUAUCGUGUGUGGUCAGCGGUUGUCGCUUCACCAGGGUUGGGGGCCCAAACCUCAUGGUCGGUGCCGCUUGGAACCUUACUCUACAGGUCGUACACCAUUUUCUUUUUCGUGUCAUACGAGGCCAGGAGCAACAUACAGUACUUUUGCAUAGACACGCUCUGUCCGAUCGCCGGAAUAGUGUUCAUGCUGAUCAACGUCCGUGUCGGUCUAGGCUGG
Messenger RNA from Fomitopsis serialis, 786 nucleotides. RefSeq lists its product as uncharacterized. The transcript is spliced from 7 exons. Lineage: Eukaryota; Fungi; Basidiomycota; Agaricomycetes; Polyporales; Fomitopsidaceae. The record is from RefSeq and is a predicted model, not a curated record. The annotation marks the transcript as partial.